GGGUUCAUUUCCAUUUCUGAAAAUUCUCAAUGCCAUUUGGAACUUCUUUUCUUUUCUUUUUUAAUUAAUAAAAACGCACAUAAGUCUUAACUUAGUAUACGAUACAAAUUGAAUAAAAUGCACUUAAAUUCUUUGGUCUAAGCAAAAAAAAAAAAAAACAAAAGCCAACAAAAAAAAAUAAAAAACUUGGGCGACACGCAUCUCGAAGAGCUAAAUUAACGGUACACGAAAAUGGGUGUACGACAGUGGGUGCAUCUGCUGAUGAAUGUGGGACGAGUCGGCAUCACAACACACCUGAUAACAUAUCGCCUGAAGAGCGCGCUGAUCCGCACGAUGCCCUGGCUGCAGAUCCAAAGGCCGCUGCAACAGCUGCCGCACAGCCGGCAAAUCGGCGGACGACUGGGCAAACGGGCGCCCAACGCGGAUCUCUGGCGCACACAGAAGCUGCGACGUUACGAGAAGCCGCUAACGAACCGGCACCGCACGGAGCAGCCCGACUGUUACAUGAGCCCAGCCCAGACCACCCAACCGAAUCAAUCGACCCAGCCUCUCCAGCUGCUGCAGCAGCUGCAGCAAAGGCAGCAUCAGCAUCAGCAGCAGCAAUCGCAUGCCACAAUCGCGAUCAGAAAUUCCUUGGCAAUGAGAGCGCGCAAAUCGGAUCUGAAGCAGCCGUUGCAAGUGCGGGACGCGCUGGUCAGUCGCUGGGUUAACUACAGGCAUCUCUCCUCCUCGAAGCGCUGAACGGGGCCGCCCUCUCUGUCUAUAUAUAUUGGUCUUUCAUUGUAUGUGCGUGCGUGUGUGUGUGUAUGCGUGUGUGUGUGUAUGCGUGUGUGUGUGUAUGCGUGUGUGUGUGUGUGUAUGUGUGCGUGCGUGUAUGCGUGUGUGUGUGUGUGUGCAAAUGGUGUCAAUGGUCAAUUCCCAUGUGUAGCUGAUUUUCAACAUCAUUAAAAAUCAUCCGAAUUGUCGCUCGUGACAUAA
This is a messenger RNA of Drosophila virilis, 978 nucleotides long. RefSeq lists its product as uncharacterized. NCBI's taxonomy places the organism in Eukaryota, Metazoa, Arthropoda, Insecta, Diptera, Drosophilidae. The record is from RefSeq and is a predicted model, not a curated record.